Messenger RNA from Pangasianodon hypophthalmus (striped catfish), 4776 nucleotides. RefSeq lists its product as uncharacterized. The record is from RefSeq and is a predicted model, not a curated record. The coding region runs from base 1397 to 3655 and encodes 752 amino acids. The transcript has 3 exons. Lineage: Eukaryota; Metazoa; Chordata; Actinopteri; Siluriformes; Pangasiidae.
AAGUAUAUUCCCAUUGAAAUUUUACAUUUUUUAGUACGCCUGGGUGACUAGGAACAGGAAAUUUUUCAACCAUGACUUCCUGUUUCACAGGAGUAUAAAUAUGAAGUAAGACAUAGGCCAAAUUCCUUUAGUCAUUCAUCACAAUGGGAAAGACCAAGGAAUAUAGCUGUGAUGUGCAUCAAAAGGUUGUUGAGCUCAAAGUUUGUUGAGUAAAUUGGGAAGUGGCUAUAACAAAAUAGCAAAAGCAUUGAAAAUGCCCAUUUCCAACAUCAUAAUUAAGAAGUUUCAGUUAACUGGAAAUGUUAUGAAUCAACCUGGAAGAGGACGUGUGUCUAUAUUGUCUCAACGCACUGUGAAGAGGAUGGUUUGAGUGGCCAAAAAAAUCUCCAAGGAUCACAGCUGGAGAAUUGCAGAGGUUAGUUGCGUCUUGGGUCCAGAAAGUCUCCAGAACUACAAUCCGACGUCAGGAAGGGUUUCAAGAGUUUCAAGGGUUUGAGAAUGUCUCACUUGAAAAACACCUUAAUUUAUAGUUCCUAGCCCAAAAGAGAAGUUUUGGGAAAUUCAUCAUGCACAUAUAUAUAAAAAAGAAUAUUUCUCUCUUCCUAACCGGCUACAGCAGCAUUUUGAAAAGUUACAGUGAAAAGAUACACCUCAUCACCUUCCACUCUCUCAGACGGAUAUUUACUGAGAGAAAAAGCAGACGGGGGAGAUGGGGAAUAUUCAGAGCAGGGGGAUGACCUCAGACAACUCCAAAAACAGGAGGCUGACUUCAUGUGAAACUGAAACUGGUUUCCUAAGUUGGAGAAACAACACUAUUCAUGGAUAUAAUCAUGAGUAGGAGUGAUGGGGGUAAAGUAGGUCAUCUGAGCUUAAUGUACAGGAUUUGUUUUAGAGAGUUGGAGUUAACCGCUGAAGAGAAACUUUAAUAACUUCUCAUCUCUCUUUGACUUUUUAAGAAGACUUGAUAACAUUUUCUUCUUCUUUCUACUUCUAAUUGUACUUAUUUUACUCAAGAAGAGCAAGAUGAAGAGAAAAGCAGGAUCUCAGUGUGUGUGAACCAGGAAAGUGUGUAUGUAGAGCUGGAGCCAGAGCUAAGGCUGACACCUUAGCUGAAGCAAGAGCCAAGGUUGGAGCCAAGAUUUCACAUGUCUCAGAAGAGAUUGACGCUGAGGGACCAUAUGCAGAGGCAGGGGCAUUCUUACAUUUUGAAGGAGGAAAAUAUGUAUUUGGAGCUGGAGCCAGAGUUAAGGUUAAUUCAAGACGAGUCAGAGCACCACGGAGCAUCGUUUCAGAUGAAGUUAACAGUCCAGAUGCUUCUGCCAGGGCUAGAGCAGGACAAGACAGAGCACCUCAGAGCAUAAAUUCAGCUGAAGCUAACAGUCCAAAUGCUUCUGCCAUGGUUGGGGCUGACACAAAAGAACUAGGAGUUAUGGUUGGAGCUGAGAUUGCAAGUGCCUCAGCAGAGAUUGACACUGAGGGAAGAUAUGCAGAGGGAGAUGGACGCAAAGAUUUUGAAGCAAAACCAAGAACACUUAAAUUUGGAGCUGGAACCAGAGCUAAUAUUAGGGCAGGACGAAUCAGAGCAACACGUGGCUCAGUAGAGAUUGACGCUGAGCGAGCAUAUGCAGAGGGAGAUGGACACAUACAUUUUGAAGCAAAGCCAAGAGCGCUUAAAUUUGGAGCUGGAACCAGAGCUAAUAUUACGGCAGGACGAAUCAGAGCAACACGUGGCUCAGUAGAGAUUGACGCUGAGCGAACAUAUGCAGAGGGAGAUGGACACAUACACUUCGAAGCAAAACCAAGAGCGCUUAAAUUUGGAGCUGGAACCAGAGCUAAUAUUAGGGCAGGACGAGUCAGAGCAACACGUGGCUCAGUAGAGAUUGACGCUGAGCGAACAUAUGCAGAGGGAGAUGGACACAUACACUUCGAAGCAAAACCAAGAGCGCUUAAAUUUGAAGCUGGAACCAGGGCUAAUAUUAGGACAGGACGAAUCAGAGCAACACGUGGCUCAGUAGAGAUUGACGCUGAGCGAACAUAUGCAGAGGGAGAUGGACACAUACAUUUUGAAGCAAAACCAAGAGCGCUUAAAUUUGGAGCUGGAACCAGGGCUAAUAUUAAGGCAGGACGAAUCAGAGCAACAUGUGGCUCAGUAGAGAUUGACGCUGAGCGAACAUAUGCAGAGGGAGAUGGACACAUACAUUUUGAAGCAAAACCAAGAGCGCUUAAAUUUGGAGCUGGAACCAGAGCUAAUAUUACGGCAGGACGAAUCAGAGCAACAUGUGGCUCAGUAGAGAUUGACGCUGAGCGAGCAUAUGCAGAGGGAGAUGGACACAUACACUUCGAAGCAAAACCAAGAGCGCUUAAAUUUGAAGCUGGAACCAGAGCUAAUAUUAGGGCAGGACGAGUCAGAGCAACACGUGGCUCAGUAGAGAUUGACGCUGAGCGAGCAUAUGCAGAGGGAGAUGGACACAUACACUUCGAAGCAAAACCAAGAGCGCUUAAAUUUGAAGCUGGAACCAGGGCUAAUAUUAGGGCAGGACGAAUCAGAGCAACACGUGGCUCAGUAGAGAUUGACGCUGAGCGAGCAUAUGCAGAGGGAGAUGGACACAUACAUUUUGAAGCAAAGCCAGGAACACUUAAAUUUGGAGCUGGAACCAGAGCUAAUAUUAGGGCAGGACGAGUCAGAGCAACACGUGGCUCAGUAGAGGUUAACGCUGAGCGAACAUAUGCAGAGGGAGAUGCACACAUAGAUUUUGAAGCAAAACCAAGAGCGCUUAAAUUUGAAGCUGGAACCAGGGCUAAUAUUAGGGCAGGACGAAUCAGAGCAACACGUGGCUCAGUAGAGAUUGACGCUGAGGGACCAUAUACAGAGGGAGAUGGACACAUAGAUUUUGAAGCAAACCCAAGAACACUUAAAUUUGGAGCUGGAACCAGAGCUAAUAUUAGGGCAGGACGAGUCAGAGCAACAUGUGGCUCAGUAGAGAUUGACACUGAGGGACCAUAUACAGAGGGAGAUGGACACAUAGAUUUUGAAGCAAACCCAAGAACACUUAAAUUUGGAGCUGGAACCAGGGCUAAUAUUAGGGCAGGACGAGUCAGAGCAACAUGUGGCUCAGUAGAGAUUGACACUGAGGGACCAUAUACAGAGGGAGAUGGACACAUAGAUUUUGAAGCAAACCCAAGAACACUUAAAUUUGGAGCUGAAGCCAGAGCUAAUAUUACUGCAGGACGAAUCAGAGCAACACGUGGCUCAGUAGAGAUUGACGCUGAGGGACCAUAUGCAGAGGGAGAUGCCCACAUACAGUUCGAAUCAAACCCAGGAAUGCUUGGAUUUGGAGCUGGAGCCAGAGCUAAGGCUAGUGCAGGACGAGUCAGUGCAACGCAGGACGACGUUUCAGCUGAAGCUAACGGUCCAAAUGCUUCUGCCAUGGUUGUGGCUAACAACAGAGAAGUAGCAGUCAUGGUUGGAGCUGAGAUUGCCAGUGCCUCAGUUUCAGCAGGUCCAGUUGGAGUGAAGGUUGGUCUUGGGGUUGAAACAGGUGCUCACAUCGGCCCCAAUGGCACAGAAGUAAAAGUUCUGGGCUGUGGCUUGUCAGUCGGCAGCACGAUGGGAGUUGCUGUUUUUGGAAACGAAUUGAAAUUGAAGUUAUGGUAAAAGUAAUUUAACAGUUAAAGUAAGUGAUUGUUGUUAAUUGAUCUUCUUUGACUUGUUACAUUCAUACACUGACUAAAUUUCAUGACGUGUGGCUCUGAGUUCUUUAUACAGUUCUUUAUACAACUGUCCUGCACAUAUUAUCAAUUACAGAUUUCACUGCCAGCUUAUUUAACAGCUCUUUGCUCAGAUAGUAAUGUAUUGUACCAGUUCUUACAAAAUCUGAUUUAAAAAUGUGAUGAUACAGAUCAACAGCUUAGGCAAUUCCCUGCCCUCCCUUGAACUGCAAGCAUUUUAGUUUGUCUCUGUAGUUUCCUGUUUGUAUGUUUGGAUAAAGAGCAUAUGGACCUUAGCUUUGUGAAGCCUUACAGUUUGUUUACAGAUUACAGAUUAUCUGGGUAUGACUGCACUCUUUUUUAAUGGCAAAAUGAAGCUUUCUGAAGCAAUGAAGCUUUUCUCCCAAAACUAAAAAAAAAAGUUAAUUACAUGAAGCUGUGUGUGGUAGUGGCAUCUUGUGGUCAAAAUCAUGAAGUGCAGUUCCUAGAGGAUGCUGCAUUCCAAUGCUUUGAAAAUAUUUUUUAACUUUUUAGUGAUAACUGGAAAAAAUAAGUAAAAACUUGUGUAUUGCACUUAAUAAACAAAAGGCAAACCUCUUAUAUAUGUUUUGUUUCAUGGUGCAGUACAAUUUUUUUUUAUAAAUAGAUAACCUUUUUUGUUGAUAUCAGUUAAAACAUUUUCUUGAACUUCAGAACAGCUUCAUUUUUUGUUGGUUCCAUAACUACAAAGUAUGUGUGUAUUGAUAAUCACUGUAACUAACUCAAACCACUAUUUCUUGAAUGACCUUUAAAACAUGUGCCACAGUUUGCAUUUCUUUUGAAUCAUUUUCCAAAGAGUUUCAGUGUCGAGGGUGACAUCACUCCUGCCGUGCCUUGCCUCACUGUUGACUUUAUCUGGCCCUCUGGAUUUUUUAUUGCAUAUGAUUGUCCAGAUUACUGACCUUGCCUUGACCAUGUUUUUUUUAAUUGUUUUAGACUGUAUUUGCUCAGUGCCUUUUGCUGUUUAAUCUGGAAUGUUUUGAUGUUAAUUUUGCAAUAAACCAAUAUCUAGCAGAUGUAUCCAUAUAA